This is a messenger RNA of Aspergillus costaricaensis CBS 115574, 1357 nucleotides long. RefSeq names its product putative short chain dehydrogenase/oxidoreductase. Bases 1 to 963 code for a protein of 320 amino acids. NCBI's taxonomy places the organism in Eukaryota, Fungi, Ascomycota, Eurotiomycetes, Eurotiales, Aspergillaceae. Gene Ontology annotation, cellular component: intracellular anatomical structure. The transcript has 2 exons. Gene Ontology annotation, molecular function: oxidoreductase activity, acting on NAD(P)H, oxygen as acceptor. The record is from RefSeq and is a predicted model, not a curated record.
AUGCGUUCUGUAUUGUGCCGGUCGCUAUCGGCCCUGGCCCCAGCCCGGUCGUGGGCACCAUCCGCCAUGAUUCAGCCUAUGUCACAGCGGCUGCACUCCACAGGGUCAGGUUCUCAUGGCUCACACCACAUCCAAACCCGGAUACCGUCGUUGAAAGGCGAGCCCAAGCAGGGCCACCGGUUCCGCGAGUUUGACCUCGACGAUCGUGUCUUCGCCAUCACUGGUGGUGGACGAGGACUCGGAUUGGCGAUGGCUGAAGCUUUGAUGGAGGCUGGUGCGAAAGUCUACUGCUUGGAUCGACUUGAGUCUCCCCACCCCGACUUCCUCGCCGCUCAAGAGCAUGCCGAGAAGAACUAUGGUGGCAGCCUGGAGUACCACCGUAUCGAUGUCCGAGAUGAGUCUGAAGUGAACGACCUCUUUGCGGAAAUCGCAGGCAAGAACCGGCGACUGGAUGGCUUGAUUGCCGCCGCAGGAAUCAACCACCUGCAGAGCGCUCUGGAACACUCGCAGGUGGCUCUUAACGAAGUCAUGCAAAUCAACUUUAAUGGAGUCUUUAACUCGGCCACUGCUGCUGCGCGGCAGAUGUUCAACUACCAACAGAAGGGUUCCAUCCUUCUCAUUGCCAGCAUGAGCGGUCUGAUUGCCAACAAGGGAAUGACCUCUCCCGUCUACAACGCCUCCAAGGCGGCUGUGAUCCAGCUGUCCCGAUCCCUCGCUAUGGAAUGGGGCCGUCACGGUAUCCGCGUGAACAGCCUGUGCCCCGGCCAUAUCAUCACCCCAAUGGUGGAACAGGUGUUCCAGCAGAAUCCCGCAUCCCGAGCUGUCUGGGAAGCCGAGAACAUGCUCGGACGACUUGCCUACCCGGAGGAAUUCCGAGGUGCUGCUCUCUUCGCUCUGAGUGACGCGAGCAGCUUCAUGACCGGCAGCACCAUGCUCAUCGACGGUGGCCACACCGCAUGGUAAAAUGCGGCUGUCUUGUCAAUGGUCACGAAGAAAAAAAAACUACUACUACUACCGGAGUUGGCAAUAAAUAAACAACACGUUGGGAAAUGGUAUUUAGAGAGGGUCCGUUCGGGGAGGAGUUCUAUAAAUAGCUUUAUGGAAGGGAUGAGCAUUUCAAAAGUCGCCUACUAUUAUGGAUGAUUCUUUUUUCUUGGGGAAAGGGGGGACAUACCCAUGGCUUCUUUUUUGAUGUAUCAUACAUACGGUUUUCUUAUCUUUCUUCAUGGCCUCAUCACCAGCUCUAUUUUUCUUUUGUUGCAUUCUUUUUGGUCAUGAGGGUUUUAAAGCGCGUUAAAUGAACUGGUUUGGUUAAUGGGAUGAUUUGAUAGCUGUUUGGCUUGAAUGAUUCUUUUAC